Rhincodon typus (whale shark) is the source of this 1275-nucleotide messenger RNA. RefSeq names its product THO complex subunit 2-like. The record is from RefSeq and is a predicted model, not a curated record. Lineage: Eukaryota; Metazoa; Chordata; Chondrichthyes; Orectolobiformes; Rhincodontidae. The transcript has 11 exons. Gene Ontology annotation, molecular function: mRNA binding. Bases 1 to 1275 code for a protein of 424 amino acids. Gene Ontology annotation, biological process: mRNA processing; mRNA export from nucleus. Gene Ontology annotation, cellular component: THO complex part of transcription export complex.
AUGUGUCCCCAGUACACACCAUCAGUACUGCAAAAUUUAAACAAGAUUCGUGUGGAACGGACUCCCGACAAUGUCAGCGAUUCACUUGUGAGUUGUUUCCUCAGUAUUGCAGAUCAAGUGUUGCUGCCAUCUCUUACUUUAAUGGACUCCAAUGCAUGUAUGUCAGAAGAGCUUUGGGGAAUGUUGAAAACAUUCCCGUACCAAUAUAGGUAUCGUUUAUAUGGACAGUGGAAAAAUGACACCUAUAGUAGCCAUCCUCUACUGGUCAAAGUCAAAGCUCAGACUAUUGACAGGGCCAAGUAUAUUAUGAAGCGAUUGACUAAGGAAAAUGUGAAGCCUUCUGGAAGACAAAUUGGGAAGCUGAGUCACAGUAAUCCAACAAUCCUGUUUGAUUAUAUUUUAUCCCAGAUUCAGAAGUAUGACAACCUAAUUACACCUGUUGUGGAUUCUUUGAAAUACCUCACUUCCUUGAACUAUGAUGUCUUGGCAUAUUGCAUCAUUGAAGCGCUGGCCAAUCCUGAGAAAGAGAGAAUGAAGCAUGAUGACACCACCAUCUCUACCUGGUUGCAGAGUCUGGCAAGUUUUUGUGGUGCCAUUUUCAGAAAAUAUCCAAUAGAACUUACUGGUCUUCUGCAGUAUGUUGCUAACCAACUGAAAGCUGGGAAAAGUUUUGAUUUGCUGAUCCUAAAAGAAGUGGUGCAGAAGAUGGCUGGUAUUGAAAUUACAGAGGAAAUGACGACAGAACAAUUGGAAGCUAUGACUGGUGGAGAACAGUUAAAAGCCGAGGGCGGUUACUUCGGACAGAUCAGGAACACAAAAAAGUCAUCGCAACGGCUAAAAGAUGCACUGCUGGACCAUGACCUGGCACUUCCUCUUUGUCUCCUCAUGGCACAGCAGAGAAACGGUGUUAUUUUCCAGGAAGGGGGUGAGAAGCACCUCAAAUUAGUUGGAAAAUUAUAUGACCAAUGCCAUGAUACCUUGGUGCAAUUUGGAGGAUUUUUAGCUUCAAAUCUAAGUACAGAAGACUACAUCAAACGAGUGCCUUCAAUUGAUGUUCUUUGUAAUCAGUUUCACACACCACAUGAUGCUGCGUUUUUCUUAUCCCGUCCCAUGUAUGCGCACCACAUUUCGUUGAUUCGUAAAAGGGCGAAUGUGUUCGAGGAGGAAGAAAUGCAGGAGAAGCAGAAACCUUCUCAGGAGGAUGAUGGGCAAAGGCCUGAUAGACUCCGAGAGGCCAGAGGUAAUCUAAUAACUGACCACUUCCAGGUUUACUGA